UAAAAGCUUAAUAAAAGUAGAGCUGAUGUGCUAAAUUGCGCAGUUAACAUUGCUGACGCUAGGUGGCAGUAUGUUACUGCCGUAUUCUUUACCCUACAUAUUUGGUUUAGUGAGGAAGACGCCGUUGUAAACCGGGCUCUCACAUCACUAGCAUUAUGUCAUUUAGCGACAACUUCAAAACACAAUGAGGUAUUAAAAGCACUUUUGGUGCAACGUUUUAAGUUGCUUUGGAUUCAAUUUUCACCUCCGACACAACUCUGUGUUCUCGAAAGUUGCCACCGGUCCACGUAAAGCUGUGAGUUAGCCGUGUUAGUUGUUGUUAGCACAAAUAGCAGUGAAUUGACUUGCUCAUGUUAUUAAAGUCUGAUCCAAGAAGAAGACGCUAUUGCGAUGUUCUGAACCCCGCUAGCUCGCCAAAUCACUCACGGCCUGUGACUGACAUUCAUCGAAUCUUACUUAUGUAUUCUUUAAAAUAAUUUUAAAAGAAUUUUGUUACAAGUAAAGCAUCCGAACAUAUGACGUGACGUCACCCGCAGUGACACUUGGUCGAGAUGAAUCGUCAAAAGCCAACAACCCUGCGGCGCCCCAGUGCUGCAAAAACAUCAGGCCAUCCCCCACCCGGCGACUUCAUCGCUUUGGGUUCAAAGAGCCAAGGUGGCGAGUCUAAAGCCCCCGCUGUCCUCUUGAAGCCGGCCGCCGCCGUUCUACCUACUGACCGCAAGAGAGAGACCUCCUCCACCCUCCCGUCAUCAUCGGGCCUGUCCAGCCUCGCCAAGCGGCCCAAGCUUUCCACCACGCCCCCAAUCAGUGCCCUGGGACGCCUGGCGGAUGUUGCGGCUGCGGACAAGAGGGCAAUAUCACCUUCCAUUAAAGAACCAUCCGUUAUUCCUAUUGAAGUGUCACCGGCAUUGCUGUUGGACGACAUCGAAUUGGCCGAGUCGGAGGGCAACGACGAGCGCAUCGAGGGGCUGCUGUGCGGCGCGGUCAAGCAGCUCAAGAUGAAUCGAGCCAAGCCGGACAUCACGUUAUAUCUCAGCCUCAUGUUCCUGGCCAAGAUCAAACCCAACGUGUUUGCGACGGAAGGAAUCAUUGAGGCCCUGUGCAGCCUUUUGCGUCGAGACGCCUCCAUUAAUUUCAAAGCAAAGGGAAACUCCCUGGUGUCCGUUCUGGCCUGCAAUCUACUGAUGGCCGCCUACGAAGAGGAUGAGAACUGGCCAGAGAUUUUUGUCAAAGUGUACCUCGAAGACUCCUUGGGAGAGAGAAUCUGGGUGGACAGCUGUCACUGCAAGAACUUUGUGGACAACAUUCAAACGGCUUUCUGCACCAAGAUGCCCCCAAAGAGCAUGCUGCUGCAGACCGACACAGGAAGAGCGGCUGGAGAUCUCAGUGCCAGUAGCAGCCCUCAUCCCUCAACUCCCGACGAGGACGACAGCCGGGCGGAAUUGCUGAUAGCCGAGGAGAAACUCAGCCCCGAGGAUGAAGGCCAGCUUAUGCCAAGGUAUGAGGAACUAGCGGAGAGCGUCGAGGACUACGUGCUGGACGUGUUGCGCGAUCAGCUGAACCGCCGGCAGCCCAUGGACAACGUGUCACGGAAUCUGCUGCGGCUGCUGACUGCUACGUGCGGAUACAAAGAGGCUCGGCUAAUGGCCGUGCAGAGGCUUGAAAUGUGGCUGCAGAACCCCAAGUUGACUCGGCCGGCGCAAGACCUCCUCAUGUCGCUGUGUAUGAACUGCAACACGCACGGAGCGGACGACAUGGAGGUGAUCUCCAACCUGAUCAAAAUCCGCCUCAAGCCCAAAGUGCUCCUCAACCACUACAUGCUCUGCGUCAGGGAGUUGCUCAACGCACACAGAGACAACCUGGCCACCAUGGUCAAGCUGGUCAUCUUCAACGAACUCUCCAACGCCAGGAACCCCAACAACAUGCAGGUUCUUCACACGUUGCUGCAACACAGCCCAGAGCAAGCGCCAAAGUUCUUGGCGAUGGUCUUCCAGGACCUGCUCACCAAUAAGGACGACUACCUGCGCGCCUCACGAGCCCUGCUGAGGGAGAUCAUCAAGCAGACCAAACACGAAAUCAAUUUCCAGUCUUUUUGCUUCGGUUUGAUGCAGGAAAGGAAGGAAGCCACCUACGUGGACAUGGAGUUCAAAGAGCGCUUUGUCAUCCAGGUGACAGAUUUGCUCACCGUCUCCAUGAUGUUGGGCAUCACAGCUCAGGUCAAAGAAGCUGGCAUUGCGUGGGACAAAGGAGAGAAAAAGAACCUGGAGGUCCUGAGGUCCUUCCAGAAUCAGAUCGCCUCCAUCCAGCGGGACGCCGUGUGGUGGCUUCACACGGUGGUUCCCACCAUCAGCAAAGUGGGCGCCAAAGAUUACGUGCACUGCCUUCACAAAGUGCUUUUCACGGAGCAACCCGAGACCUACUACAAGUGGGACAACUGGCCGCCAGAGAGCGACAGGAACUUUUUCCUGCGGCUCUGCUCCGAGGUGCCCCUGCUGGAGGACACGCUGAUGCGGAUCCUUGUGAUCGGACUGUCUCGAGAUCUGCCGCUCGGCCCGGCCGACGCCAUGGAGCUCGCCGACCACCUGGUCAAGAGGGCUGCUGGCGCUCAGUCCGACGGUGAGCCAUUAUGGAUAAGAAGGAAACGUAUCGUGUGCUAUUAUUUUUUUUCCUCUUACCCAGCAGAUCUGGAGGUUUUGGUGGUGGAGCGGAUCCAGCUCAUUGACGCCGUGCUCAAUCUGUGCACAUACCAUCACCCGGAGAACAUCCAGCUUCCUGCAGGAUACCAGCCGCCAAAUUUGGCAAUCUCCACCCUUUAUUGGAAAGCGUGGCUUCUACUGCUUGUGGUCGCUGCGUUCAAUCCACAGAAAAUAGGUUUGACUGCUUGGGAUGGUUACCCUACCCUGAAAAUGCUCAUGGAGAUGGUUAUGACCAACAACUACACGUACCCGCCUUGCACGGUGGCGGACGACGAGACCAAGACGGAAAUGAUCGGUCGCGAGCUGCAGAUCUCGCAGCGGGAGAAGCAGGAGAUCCUGGCCUUCGAGAGCCACUUGGCCGCCGCGUCCACAAAGCAGACCAUCACAGAGAACAACAGCCUGCUGCUCUCCCAGCUCACCAGUUUGGACCCGCAGGGUCCACCUCGUCGACCUCCGCCUCAGGUGCAGGACCAAGUGAAGACCCUCAACCAGUCCCUACGCCUCGGCCAUCUUCUCUGCCGCAGCCGCAACCCGGACUUCUUGCUCAACAUCAUACAACGACAGGCUUCCUCCCAGUCCAUGCCCUGGUUGGCCGAUCUGGUCCAGUCCAGCGAGGGGUCAUUAGAUGUGCUCCCCGUGCAGUGCCUGUGUGAAUUUCUGCUGCACGACGCCGCGGACGACAACAUGCAUCUUGACGACGACGAAGGAGGCAGCAAAGAACAGAAAGCCAAGAGAAGACAAAGGCAGCAAAAACAAAGGCAGCUCCUCGGACGGCUUCAGGAUCUUUUGUUGGGUCCCAAAGCCGACGAGCAGACGACGUGCGAAGUUCUGGAUUACUUCCUGCGUCGUCUCAGCUCCUCUCAGGUGGCUUCGAGAGUCCUGGCAAUGAAGGGCUUGUCACUGGUGCUAACCGAAGGAGGCCUGAAGGACGGCGAAGAAAGGGACCAGCCCAUGGAGGAGGACUCGGGCGACGCCGAGCUCCUGCCGGGGUACCAGUGGUUGCUGCAGGACCUCCCCAAGCUCCCCAUGUUCGACAGCGUCCGUGGCAUGACAUCCACCGCCCUGCAGCAGGCCAUACACAUGGAGACUGAUCCUCAGACCAUCAGCGCUUAUCUCAUCUACCUGUCCCAGUAUGCACCAGUGGAGGAGCAAGCUUCUCACAAUGACCUGGCUUUGGAUGUGGCCCGGCUGAUCGUGGAGCGCUCCACCAUCAUGAACAACCUCUUCUCCAAGCAUUCCUGCCGACCCGAGUCAGAGGCGGUCCUCGGCGCGUUCCUCUCCAUCUUCUCCGCCUACAUCAGGAGGAUGAGGAAGACCAAAGAUGGAGAGGAUCUGUACAGCUGGUCGGAGUCUCAAGAUCAGGUGUUUUUGCGCUGGACUACAGGAGAGACGGCCACUAUGCACAUUCUUGUCGUCCACGCCAUGGUCAUCCUUCUUACUCUGGGCCCACCUAAAGGAGAGAGUGACUUCUACAGUCUUUUGGACAUUUGGUUCCCUGACAAGAAACCGUUGCCAACUGCCUUCUUGGUGGACACUUCAGAGGAGGCCUUGCUGCUGCCUGAUUGGUUGAAACUGAGAAUGAUUCGAUCCGAAGUGCCUCGAUUGGUGGACGCAGCUUUGCAAGAUCUGGAGCCUGAGCAACUGCUGCUGUUCGUGCAGUCGUUUGGAAUUCCCGUCUCAAGUAUGAGUAAACUGCUGCAGUACUUGGACCAGGCUGUCACUGUGGAACCGCGAGCAUUGGAGCAGAACAUUAUGGACAAGGACUACAUGGCUCACUUGGUGGAGGUGCAGCAUGAGCGAGGUGCCACCGGGGGCCACGCCUUCCACAGAUUGCUCAGCUCCUUUCUUCCACCUCAGAGAGAUGCUGCCGAAACAAGUAAAGCCAAAGUCACAGUGGAAACUCCCCACGGCUCCGUUAAGAUGAGGGCGGCUGCACAGCUUCCGACUGUCGGGCCUGAUGAGGACCUGCCAGGCUUGAUGCUGCGGAUCUUCCCGUUGAAGGCAGAGGCACGCUGGAGCGGCCCGCCCCCCAGCCAGCUCUCGCUGGCCUUGCAGCAGGCUCUGGCCAAAGAGCUGAUGCGGGCCAAGCAGGGUCAGCUUCAGCAAGCCGGGCUGGCUCUGCGUCUCCUUCAGGGUAUCGCCGCCCUGCUCACCUCGACCCACGCCGGGCCCAUCGUUCUCGCCAUGCACCACAACCACUCCCUGGCCUGCCCUCUCAUGCGCCAGCUUCACCUUUACCAGCGCCUCGUGCCGCAGGAUCUUUCCUUCGCUUCCUUAUUUCUCAAAGUCAACGUCGAGAUGCUCAUCUGGCUUGAAAAUCCCUCGGUGGAGGCGGGCCCGCUGAAGACUCUGCUCAAGUCGUUUAUUGGUCAAAACUCUCACACACACCGGCACAACGAUGUACGCUCGAGCUUUAUCCACCUGGCCGAGGCGUUGAUGUAUCAUAGCGACGCAGAGGUGCCGGUGAGAGCCGUCAUAGCAAUGCUGAAGGCCGGAGAGAGAUGUAACGCAGAGGCGGAGCUCAUUGGGAAAGUUUUACAAGGGCUGAUGGAGGCCAAGUCUCCAUAUUUGGAGGAGCUGUUGUCUCUGUUGAUGACGGUCAGCACCCAGAACGGGACAGCCGGCCCCGUUGCCAUGGUUAUUUCUCUGCUAUUGCAGGAAAGCGAGGAGCAAGUCGUGAAGAAGGAACCGGACACAAAUGGCUCCGAGGUGACAAAGUCCGGCCUGAACUCGGGUCUACUGGUGGAUUGGAUGGAGUAUCUGGACCCCGAGGUCACGUCCGUGUGUCCCGACCUUCAGCAGAAACUCUUAUUUGCCCUCAACAAGGCGCGAGGCACUCCGGCCUACAGGCCGUACCUUCUGGCCCUGCUCACGCAUCAGUCCAACUGGUCCACGCUGCUGCAGUGUAUCAGCGCUCUGCUCAGCAAGCGGAAAGACUACAAACUGGACCCGACGUCGGCUCUGGACUUCCUGUGGGCGUGCAGCCACAUCCCACGCAUCUGGCAAGGACGCGACCAAAAGAUCCCUCAAAAAAAAACCGAGAAGUUUGUGAUGCGGCUCACUUCCGAGGAGCUCAUCAGCCUGGUGGAUCUGAUUCUGGCCGAGUCGGAGCUCAACUGUCGCAGCGAGAGCAGCGUGGAGGAAGAGGCGUCCUGCUCUCUCGUCCAGGCCCGGCUGCCGCUCCUUCACUCCUACUGCAACGGACAUCCGGACAACAUCAAAAAGGUGGCAGAGUACCUCAUCAGCUGCACCAAGAAGUGGGAGGACAGUGCCAUGAGUAAGCGUUGCCAGAACUUGUUACUGCAAAUUUACCUCCACUUUCCCGAGGUCAUCCGGCACGUGGCCUUGCCCGAGGGCACGCUUUGCAGGGGGGGGACGGCAGACGGCAGCAGCUGCAAGCUCGACACGCUGGUCCACCGCUUGGUCACGUUGCUCGCCGAUGUAGCGGAAACAAAGUCGGCCGAAGGACGCGUCUCUGAUGCCAAUCUCGCGUGUAGGAAACUGGCCGUGUCACAUCCUGUCCUCUUGCUCAGGCACCUGCCCAUGAUCGCAGGCCUCCUUCACGGCCGCAUCCACCUUAACUUUCGCGAGUUCCGGCAGCAGAACCACAUGAUGUUCUUCAGCAACGUGCUGGCCAUCCUGGAGCUCCUGCAGCCCCUCGUUUUCCACAGUGACCACCAGAGGGCGCUUCAAGACUGCCUUCUGUCCUUCAUGAAGGUCCUUAAGAACUUUCAGAGGAGUCGAUCCCCACUGGUCUUCAUCAACAAGUUCCUCCAGUUCACACAAAAGUAUAUUACCCAUGAUGCAGCGGCUGCCAUCCCAUACCUGCAGAAGCACUCUGAUAUAUUGCAGAGCAUGAGUGCUGAAAACCCAGAUUUGGUCCAGCUGAAGUCUCUUUUAGCCGGACUCACUCUUCCCGUAAAAAGCUCCUCCACAGAGGUCUUCGCAGAAGACGGCGAUGAUGAGACAGCGGCCGGUUCCCUCCCUCUGGUCAACAUCUCGGCCUCGGUUCCGCUGAGCGGCGCUGACAUGACCACGUAUCUGCGCAAGAUUUCCAGAGGAGAGGCCAUGGAAGACGUGUUGGAAGUGUUGACGGAGGUGGAUGAGAAGUCGAGGAGAAGCCCGGAGAUCAUCCAAUACUUUGUUAAUGACCUACAGCGACUCAUGACGUCAUCGGAGGAGAUAUGUCGCAACAUGGCAUUCAGUCUGGCGCUUCGCUGCAUCCAGAACAAUCCCCGCCUGGCAACCGACUUCCUGCCGACGUUCAUGUACUGCAUGGGCAGCGGCGACUUUGACGUAGUGCAGACGGCGUUGAGGAAUCUUCCGGAAUACGUGCUGCUCUGCCAAGAACACGCAGACAUCUUGCUCCACAAAGCGUUCUUAGUGGGUGUCUACGGACAAAUCGACACCAGUUCGAUGAUUUCAGAGUCCAUGAAGGUCCUUCAUAUGGAAGCCAUUUAACUUAAUAUCAUUGUUGUCUCACAGAAAAUCAUGCAUCAGCAUUUUAAUGGACAAUUUGUAGUUGGGACACAUUUUUUUAUUUUGAGCUUUCACUUCCAUUUUAGUUGAGACUAAAACUAACACAACCAUUGAGACUUGUCGAUAAAAUCAACUCUUGUAAUUUCAAAGUCUAAAUUUGAAAGGCCAACAUUGCUUGACUUUUAAAUGAGGGACCACAAAGCUUCUGUAUUCUGGAUACAAGUCUUUGUCUCCACGCCGCAAUGCUUUCCUGUCACCUAAAAAACAUUUCCUGAGCACCCCUGGUGAAUUAAAAAAGAAAGAUAAA
Messenger RNA from Syngnathus typhle (broad-nosed pipefish), 7482 nucleotides. RefSeq names its product integrator complex subunit 1 (gene ints1). The transcript has 46 exons. Gene Ontology annotation, biological process: U2 snRNA 3'-end processing. Gene Ontology annotation, cellular component: integrator complex. NCBI's taxonomy places the organism in Eukaryota, Metazoa, Chordata, Actinopteri, Syngnathiformes, Syngnathidae. Bases 552 to 7157 code for a protein of 2201 amino acids. The record is from RefSeq and is a predicted model, not a curated record.